UUUUUUUUUCGAUAAAUGGAAAACACAUCUACUGAGAGCAUAUCGAAAAACACUUCAAUAUCAAAUCAAAAUCUGCCUUCAAACUUCAACUCAAGAACUGAUCUGCAAAAAGAAUUCUUUGAAAAAUACGGUGCGAUCAAUGUACAACCGAUUGAAAUCAAGGACAAGAAUGGCUAUACUUUUUUGGACUUUGAAACUCGACAAUUGGCUGAAGAUGCAUAUCAACGACUCGAUGGUCAUAGGAUAGAUUCUACUCACAGUGGAUUACGAGUGGAAUAUGCUAAGAAAAACCAAACAGAUUACAACAGUAACAUGGCAAAUGCGACUAUGAACACAAAACUGAUUUCUGGAAAGAAUGCUGUACCUAUAGCAUCCGAUUUAGGAUUGAAAUAUCCGUCCAAUCCUCAUCUACAGUAUCAAUAUCCAACACCAACACCAGAAAUCCUAGGAAAUAUGAUGAAUGCUAUCGCGACCGUGCCAAGAUUGUACACUCAAGUGCUUCAUCUUAUGAAUAAAAUGAAUCUUCCUCCACCAUUUGGACCAGCAAAUCAAGCAGCAACUCCUUCCAUAUUGAAAAGGAAAAGGGAUGAAUUAUUAGCAAGUGAUGAAUCAGAAAUAGAACUGGAUAACGAUGAUGAACAAGAACAAAAGCUUCGAUUACGGCGGUUAAACAGUCAACAACAACGAAAAAUCCUUCGAAAUGUAUAAAAUUAUAGAUAGAUUUUAUUAUCCCAAAAAAUAAAAGACGCGGGCUUCAAAUAAACUUCAGCAC
Halteromyces radiatus is the source of this 772-nucleotide messenger RNA. RefSeq lists its product as uncharacterized. The transcript has 5 exons. Lineage: Eukaryota; Fungi; Mucoromycota; Mucoromycetes; Mucorales; Cunninghamellaceae. Gene Ontology annotation, molecular function: U12 snRNA binding; pre-mRNA intronic binding. Gene Ontology annotation, biological process: mRNA splicing, via spliceosome. Gene Ontology annotation, cellular component: U12-type spliceosomal complex. The record is from RefSeq and is a predicted model, not a curated record. Bases 16 to 708 code for a protein of 230 amino acids.